AUGACCACAAACAUUGCCGAGUCACUCAACUUGAUGUUGACGGAUGAACGGGAGUACCCCGUGUCGUACCUAUUUAAUUUAAUUGCUAGAAAAUUUGGUCAAAAGUUUAGGGAGCGGCAUGUCUUUGUCGACAGUACAAACAACAAAUUUGUGCCUUGUGCGAAAAAUAUCCUAAGGGAUAAUAAAAGUAUGAAUGAUUCAUUAUAUGUGACUAAUGCAAACGGCGGUCUCAAUCGAUUCACCGUGUUCGACAAUGGUGUUACUGCCAAGGUCAAUCUCUUGGACAGGAGUUGUUUUUGUAGGAAAUAUGACUUGGUGAAAAUGUCAUGCAAACAUGUGAUGGCCGCUUUGCGAGCAAAGUAUGGUGAUGGUGAAGGUUAUGGUAACUCCAUCUGCUUGUACUCUUCGUCAAUUUAUAAAGUUGAAACUUACCUCCUCACAUACUUUGAAGUUGUUAACGUUGUCCCUCCAGAGUUCGAAUGGACUGUGCCAUAA
Molecule: messenger RNA, 495 nt
Organism: Capsicum annuum
Lineage: Eukaryota; Viridiplantae; Streptophyta; Magnoliopsida; Solanales; Solanaceae
Exons: 1
Coding region: 1-495 (164 amino acids)
Molecular function (GO): zinc ion binding
Source: RefSeq, a predicted model, not a curated record